Messenger RNA from Scleropages formosus (Asian bonytongue), 4912 nucleotides. It is a transcript of the gene ralgps1, whose product is annotated as Ral GEF with PH domain and SH3 binding motif 1. Gene Ontology annotation, cellular component: plasma membrane. Gene Ontology annotation, biological process: Ras protein signal transduction. NCBI's taxonomy places the organism in Eukaryota, Metazoa, Chordata, Actinopteri, Osteoglossiformes, Osteoglossidae. The transcript has 21 exons. Gene Ontology annotation, molecular function: guanyl-nucleotide exchange factor activity. The record is from RefSeq and is a predicted model, not a curated record. The coding region runs from base 418 to 2160 and encodes 580 amino acids.
CUCUUUCUUUCCGUCCUACCCCCCCUCCCCACCUUUGCAAAGCCUGUCGUUUAACCGAUCCUUUCCAGGAUGGUGAAUGGUGUGUUUCCGGUGCCCUGGGGUACUCCUUGCUCUCCGGAGUUGGGUCAGAGCACUGCCAGGCAAAAGGUCAAAUGCUAUUUAAUCGGCGUCAGCCCUCAAACGAAAGCGCUUGCCCCCGCACGCUACUGGCGCGCUCGCCGUCCCGGCCGUGCCGAGCGGCCGGAGCUCCUCUUCCUGAGACGCCCCCUUGGGCCGAGGACGCCGCCGGCAGGACCGCGGUGAACUGGCUGACUAUGUAACGCAAGAGAAGAGUGCAGUAUGGGGAUGGACGAGAGGUCAUGCACGUGGAGCAGCUGAGGCCAGCGGCUUGCCCCUCCACCCCACCUGGCCGAGAGCAUGUACAGGAGGAAUGGGCUUAUGGGAAGUGUCACCGUCACUUCCGCCACUCCAGAGGGGAGCAGCAGCUCUGAGUCCCUGGACGGGCGGAGCGCGGACUACGCCAAGAGUUACGACGCCGUUGUGUUCGACGUGCUGAAGGUGACACCAGAGGAGUUUGCUAGCCAGAUUACUUUGAUGGAUGCCCCGGUAUUCAAAGCGAUACAGCCAGAGGAACUGGCCAGCUGUGGGUGGAACAAGAAGGAGAAGCACAUUCUGGCGCCGAACGUGGUGGCCUUUACGCGCAGGUUCAACCAGGUCAGCUUCUGGGUGGUGCGAGAGAUACUAACGGCACAAACCCUGAAGAUCCGUGCUGAAAUCCUGAGUCAUUUUGUGAAAAUCGCGAAGAAACUCCUGGAACUGAACAACCUGCAUUCGCUCGUGUCUGUGGUGUCCGCCUUGCAAAGCGCUCCCAUCUUCAGACUCAGCAAGACUUGGGCGCUAAUCAGCCGAAAGGACAAGGCCACAUUUGAUAAACUGGACUUCCUGACCUCCAAGGAAGAGAACUACACCCGGAUGCGCGAGUACAUCCGCUCCCUGAAGAUGGUGCCCUGCAUCCCCUACCUAGGAAUCUACCUGUUCGACAUGAUUUACAUUGACUCCGCCUACCCAGCAUCAGACAGCAUCAUGGAGACGGAGCAGAGGACCAACCAGAUGAACAACCUUCUCCGGGUGAUCUCAGACCUUCAGGUGUCCUGCAACUACGAUCACCUGGCCACGCUGCCGCACGUGCAGAAGUACCUGAUGUCAGUGCGCUACAUCGAGGAGCUCCAGAAGUUUGUGGAAGAUGACAACUACAAGCUGUCCCUGAAGAUCGAGCCUGGGAACAGUUCUCCCCGCCUGGUGUCCUCGAAGGAAGACCUUGCAGGCUCAUCAGAGAUGGCAGCCUCAAUGAGGUACCACCGCCGGCCCACCUGCCCAGACACCUCGGUGGGAGCGCACCUGCCCACGCCCCCUCCGUCCCGCCACAGGAAGAGCCAUAGCCUCGGCAAUAAUAUGAUGUGCCAGUUCAGUGUGGUAGAGAGUAAGAGCGCCACCUUCCCCACGGAAAAGCCCCGGCACCUACUGGAUGACAGCUUCCUGGAGUCACACAGCCCUGCGCGGAACCACACGCACAGCUCAGUGUUCACCAACGGCACAUCUCUAGGCAGCAGUGAGAGCUCAUUCAGCGAAGAGCUGUCCUCCGGAAUGGAAAGGGGUCGCAUGUACGCCACUCUGGGCCCCAACUGGAGGGUCCCGGUUGGAAAUUCACCACGUAGCCGGAGCUAUGUUUACAGCCCCCCAGGAGCAAAGUCCACCUACGAGUUCAGCACCAUGAGCAGCGUCACGAUGGAGGGUCCGCUGAGGCGGAAGACUCUACUGAAGGAAGGCAGGAAGCCAACGCUGUCUUCCUGGACACGUUACUGGAUUGCUCUCUCUGGAUCCACCCUUAUUUACUUUGGGGCCAAAGCUCUAAGGGCUACAGAAAGGAAACAUUAUAAAUCAACACCUUGUAAAAAGAUCACCAUAACUGGCUGGAUGGUGGUACUGCCCGAUGACCCAGAGCAUCCCAACAUCUUCCAGCUGAAUGACCCUGAUAAAGGUAAUGUUUACAAGUUCCAGACGGGAUCCAGGUUUUCUGCAAUAAUCUGGCACAAGCACCUGGAGGACGCCUGCAGGAGCAGCAGGCCCCAGAUACCAGCAAAUCUUAUGUCGUUUGAGUAAUCGUCGCCAGACAAAAUGCCUUGAAGAAUGAAGUGCCAAGCCCAUCCAAAUGGGAAACCUGACUAAAGAAGCAAUUAGAAACCACAGGGUCCAAGAAGAGAACCUUGAAGCACUUCCAUGCGGUGUCCAUGGCCCAUGUAGGUCUCCAGUGCAGUGUGAAUGGGAGGACAAUAAGGACGUCUUUGGCACUGGAGACAAACUCUCACAUUGUGGUUUGUUUCAGAAGAGGCAGAAAAUGACCUGAAACUGGGCCAGAGUGGCAGGAAGGUGAAAGGUCGCCAUAUGGAUAUCCGUGUUGUCGUCAGUACUCUUUUGUCCUUAACUUGCUAUGUUGUGUGUGAAUUAGAAUGAACUGGCUGCCCGCGUUGGGUUCAGCUGACGGAGAAGAGGAAUGUACGAAAAUGACAAUUAAAAAACUACUGACAGUGUUAAUAAAGUAAGGCGGGCGCUAUGUGACAUGAAGGUCAGAGGUCAGGGGCCGUCUCAGAGGUUCUGUCAGGGGCCUCGCUGCGUCCUUGUACUCCGCUGCUCAAAAUGCUGAAACCUUGGGUUUUUCACACCCUGAGAAGUUCCUUUACACCCUCGGAGGUUAAAUCCCUACACUCGCGUGUACGUGCUGUAUCAUUCAAGGUGACUGUUUUGCUGGUUACGGAUGUGUAAAAAAAAAAAUAGUCAUGAAUAAGAGCUACAGCUACAUUACUUUUAUUUCUUAUUUUAUUUUGUGCUUUUUUUUAUGAUGAGCGGCAGGAUCAAGUUUCCAUGUACCGGUGACAUCACUGAAAAGUGUAAUUAAGGAAGAAGUGAUUGAACCUGUUAAGAAAUGAAAAUCAUGCCCAUAACAAACUGUCUGCAACUUAUUCUCCACUUUGUAUUUAUUGUUUAUAAAUACAGCCAAGCGAGGGUGACUGUCACCAUGAAGUAACAUCAGUCUCUGUUACGCAUUACAAAAUAGGGGCCCAAGUCUUAACCUGUCAUAUCAUUGUUACGAAACAUAAAAACGAAACCAGAACAAGAGCAAAAUACGUCUGCUGUCAGAUAACGUAACUGACUGGUGUCGAGAUUAUUUAUAAAAACACAAAGAAGUUUGAUUGCUGAAUUCCAGCAUGAUAAUUUCAUAAGAAUGCUUCCAAUAAAACAAUUGUUACAUCUACUACCUUUUCCCAUGUUAGGAAAGGCUGUGUACCUGGGGGGGAACUGGAAAAAAUAUGAUCGAGAAAUCCUAUAUUGGAAGGGUGGGGGCAUGGAUGAGGGGAGGGUUAAAUUAGACAACAGAUGUACAAGUUGUAUAAAUUAGUCGGUGUAAAUAUUUAAAUUCUCCUGUUUUCUGACUUUGUGUGCUCGCUGGGGGUAGUAAGCACAUCUGCACUUGUGUGUCACAGAGAACAUCCUUGUGGGGUUGCUGUCUAACCUCAGUGUCCUUAUGUAUUUCAUUCCUGUGAUUCAGACCUGUGUGUAUAGACAUGUAGAAUACAUAUAUGGAGAUGUGCCUAAAGAAAUUCGUCUGGCAAGUUUUUUUUUUUUCUUUUGUUUUUCAUAAAAAUACAAAAAAAGGACUUGAAUGCUGACAUGGACAGACUUUGUCAUGGUGAGACUUGUGCACAGCUUUCGUGUUGUGAUAGACUGUAGCCUGUAAACUGAAUAGAAAAUAUACAGUAUUCGAUUUUUGUUCUAUAUUAACUUAUUUAAAAUUUUAUUUAAAGUUUUGAAAUCUUGCCUGUGAGACAUAUGAGCAUAUUAAGCGUAUCGGGGAAAAAACAUGAAUUGGGAUUUCGGGGGAACAAAAACAGUGUUAUGAAUUAGCGUCUGACAUUUUCAGUGCCAUAAGUUGACAGCUGUGGAAAUUUUUCAUUGUUUUAUAGGUUUAAAUUUUUAAAGAAUGUUCUUAUAUCACUUGUUUUCCCAGAAAGGAAAAAACAGUAAGUCUAUUGGUUUUGAAAACAAAAUGUUGGCUGGUACUUUUCUUUUGCAGACUGGCCUCAUUAAUUCAUGUGGAGCCAAACUGUUGUCUAAGGUUGUUUUCAUAAUGGUAUCCUGUGGAUAAACAGAUUCAAGUUUAGGAUGGACUGUCAAGUAAGCCAGCCCUUCAGAAAAGUAAUAUCUUUGUUUUUUUUUACAAGAUAUAUUACAAGUCCCCGUUUCAUUAACACGUAAAUCUGGUUUAUCGAUCAGCCAAAAAAAAAAAAAAAACUAUGAUCUAAUGGAUCUAUGUAUCAUAAAUGAAUCUAUGUUUACAGGAAAGGGGAACAGCAAUACCUGUAGCAUUUGAAAUACUGAAGUAAAUGAUAUAGUACAACAAAUAUUGUUCUGCAAAAGGGAUUCUGGAAUAAUAUGGUUUUAAUUUAAAAUAAUCUUGAACAAGAAAACUUGGAAUUGUUUAAAUUACGAUUUGAACAAUGUGAACAUACUGAAAACUCACUGUUCAACUUGCUGAAACAAAAUAUUUUUUUGUACAUAUGAACAUUGUACUGUAAUGCUGAACAUAAUUUUCGAGUGCCAAAAUGCAUGGUUUUAACCACUUGUACAUGAAAGGAUAUGAUUUUGGAUUGUGGCUGUGCUGCAUUGUUUUUCUCAACCACACCAACUUUUUUAUACGUUAUUUUGUUUAAUGAGGGAGGAGAAGGUUUUUUUGGGUCAUAGUUGCUCCAGGAAAAGUGUUGCAUGUCUGUAUAAUUCUUUUUUCUGGUAUCGGUAGCUGUACUCAGUAUGACAGUCACUCACUUCUACUGCCCUUGUGAAUAUUUUGCUAACUUAU